Rattus rattus (black rat) is the source of this 3255-nucleotide messenger RNA. It is a transcript of the gene Stox1, whose product is annotated as storkhead box 1. Gene Ontology annotation, cellular component: cytoplasm; nucleus. The record is from RefSeq and is a predicted model, not a curated record. Gene Ontology annotation, molecular function: RNA polymerase II transcription regulatory region sequence-specific DNA binding; DNA-binding transcription activator activity, RNA polymerase II-specific. Gene Ontology annotation, biological process: positive regulation of transcription by RNA polymerase II. Lineage: Eukaryota; Metazoa; Chordata; Mammalia; Rodentia; Muridae.
AUGGCAGGGCCGGUGCAGCUGGCGCCCGGCUCGCUGGCGCUGGUGCUGAGCCCGCGGGAGGCCGGGCAGGCGGCGGGGGAGCCCGGCGGCCGUGCGCUCUUCCGCGCCUUCCGCCGCGCCAACGCGCGCUGCUUCUGGAACGCACGGCUGGCGCGCGCCGCCUCGCGGCUGGCCUUUCUGGGCUGGCUGCGGCGCGGGGUGCUGCUGGUGCGCGCGCCCCAGCCCUGCGUGCAGGUGCUGCGGGAUGCGUGGCGUCGCCGAGCCCUGAGGCCGCCCCGAGGUUUCCGCAUCACCGCGGUGGGUGAUGUCUUCCCAGUGCAAAUGAGUCUCAUAGCCCAGCGUCGGUUUGUGCCCUUGGCUGAAGUUCUCUGCUGUGUUAUAGCCGAUAUGAACGCAGGUCAGGUGGCCGUGACACAGGAGGCUCUCUUGGAGCACUUGAUGAAACAUUAUCCAGGUAUUGCUGUUCCCUCCCCAGACAUUCUCUACAGCACACUGGGGACUCUAAUUCAACAGAGGAAGAUUUACCACACUGGAGAAGGCUACUUCAUAGUCACCCCAAGCACGUACUUCAUCACAAAUACGCCCAUGCAAGGAAAUAAGAGAGCCCUCCUGUCAGAUGAAGGGUGCUCAGGGUCCACAUCCGGGACCUAUCUGGUAAGCGUGGAUUGCUAUGCAGAGCCUACCCAGGAGAACGAGGCUGUUUCCCACUGCCCAUCAUGCCAGUGUUACCCUGAUACAAGCAAGCAUGGCUCUAAGGACCUAAUGACUACUGCAGAAGUCUCUAGAAAAAGACAGAACGGUCUUGAGGAGCCCACAGUCUUGACUAAGAAUCAGGUAGUUUCCGCAUCUGAAGGCACCCACAUCUGUGUGAGCCCCAAACCAUCAUCGUACACCAAGGACAAAGGCAAAAGAUUUGGUUUUGGUUUCUUGUGGCGCAGCUUAUCUAGAAAAGAGAAGCCCAAGGCGGGGUAUCACAGUUUCUCUGCACAGUUCCCACCCGAAGAGUGGCCUGUCCGAGACAAGGACAGCUCCAACAACAUUCCCCGAGACGUGGAACAUGCAAUAAUCAAAAGGAUUAACCCUGUACUGACUGUUGACAACUUAACCAGGCACACCGCCCUAAUGCAAAAAUAUGAAGAACAGAAAAAAUAUAACAGCCAGGGCACGUCAACGGAUGUACUGCCAAGCAGGCCUAAGUAUUCCUCGAAAGAGGCAACCCGGAGAAGGCAGGGCCAGGCAGCCAAGCCCCACAAGCGGAGCUGUUCUCAUAAGGGUAGACAGAAAGCAUGGAGCCGGACACGUGAGCUUGAGCCUGGAAGCCCUGAACAGGAAAAGGAAAAGAACCCCAAGGUCCCUGCAGCCCAGCCUGCUGCGGGCACAAAGAGCCCCGGUGAACGAGUUCGUCACUUGCAUGGUAGGAAUCCAGCUGUGCUAGGUUCCCACUUGAUUUAUAAAAAGCAGAUCAACAAUCCGUUUCAGGGCAUGCAUCUCCGAGGGCACCCCGCAUCCAAGGGGUACAUCGUUCAGAAGACCCACAAACCUAGUUGCAUCGGGCCAGAGGAAAAGCCUUUCUGGAGGGCAGGCUUUUCCGGUCCUUCCAGAGUCUUUGAUGGUGAAGCCCAACCUCCAUGUCUGGAACAUUGCCGUGAUAAACUGGAAGCAGAAACCACGCAUGUGGCGAAGGCUCCUAUCCAUCCAGUCAGCGACGAUUUCAGAGGUGGCCCAGGAAAUUAUCCUCCACAUAGAGUUUUGCCAAGCCACUCUCGGUGCUGUUCCUUCAGGGAAAGUACGCUGCGAGCUGCUGUGUAUCACGAGGAAAACAAGGUCCUCCCUGAAGUCGUGAGGAAAAGUUGGUCUGACUGUGACAUGUUCUUAGGGACCAAGGAAAAGCAGGUCCUGCCUGCACAACGUAGCUCUUUAGACCCAGACUCCUCUGUGUAUGCAGAGGAUAAGACAGUGGAUAAGACAGUACACCAGUUCCAAAACCUCGGCCUCUUAGAUUGCCCGGUUGGUGCAAACUGUUUGAGGACUCAUGAAAGACAAGAUGGCGACUCAGAAAAACUAAGUAGGAAGGCGUUUCAAAUCCCAGAGGCGGAGAUUGUGAAUAUGGAAGACGAGGGGCUUUCUGACAGUGAGCAGGACGAGGUGGCCUUGACAAGUGACCCCGGGGCUGGGGAUGAUGGGGGCUGCAGUUCUCUGUGUUUAGAGGAUGAUGACUUCUCUGAGACAGAUGAUUUCUGUCACACACUGCCUGGAUACACCCAGUACUCCUUUGCCGCUGGAGACGCGUGGAAUCAUUUGGGAAGACCAACCAUGACUGGAAGAUCUCUGACUGACUGUAAUAGCAAAACCCAUAGGCUUGAGCCCCUAGGGAUUGAAAGGAAUCACUGGUACAAGGCCACAGGGUUGUUUUCAAAUGCCAGGGAAAGCCCAAACCCUGAUCUCGCUGACAACCCUGGCCUAGAUUCAGAGAUUCCUCCGGGUUUCAACUACGAAGGAGAGCCCGUUGUUGCCCAUGUCCAGACCCCAGCAGCUGCUGGCCAAAGUUUACUUGAGCGUUCUAUUGUAAGGGAAGCCAGUCUCCCGGUUGAGAUCCUGCAAGAUUCUCCUGGUGAUAGGGGAAAGAAUCCAGCUGUCUGGAGACAGAGCCUUCCAAGUCAGGACAUGAAAGAGCAUUUCACAGACAGGUUACAACCUGUCAAGAUCUCACACGUGCCAGCGUUGGCUCAGGAACCACAACGAGAACACACGCACCUGGAAGGCACGGAGAAUUACAGCAUGGCGAGAGACAGUGGGAUUGAUUCCCCCAGGACGCAGAGCCUGGUGUCUACUAAUUCAGCCAUGUUGGAUGGAUUUAAAAGACAGAAUUUUCUUCAGACUGGGGAAAGCGUUCAGAAGAGCCAAAAACUUGCAUCGAAUUCCUUGUUGCGACUAACCCCAGCUAUAAAUGUCUAACGUAAAACGUUUUGAGAUGUGGUUUUAUUUUACACUGUAGUUCAGGCUGGCCUGGAGCUCCACAGCAAUCCCCUGUUUCUGGUAUGCUAGGAUUAUAGACAUAAGCCACCGUGUCAGGAUUAAAAUUUUAACUGAUUCCUAAAACUUGGAUAUGUGAGAGUCCUUGGAAGCCAUGCGUAUAUGCUGUUAUUAACCUCACCAUAUUGUAUUCUAAUUACUCCUUCCCCUUUUUACCAUUUUAAAAGCAAGUCCUAGUGCCUUUUACUAGAAACUUAGUUUCCAAUACAAAACAUGAGGGCU